Messenger RNA from Cercospora beticola, 639 nucleotides. The record is from RefSeq and is a predicted model, not a curated record. NCBI's taxonomy places the organism in Eukaryota, Fungi, Ascomycota, Dothideomycetes, Mycosphaerellales, Mycosphaerellaceae.
CCAAGCGAACAUUAAAAUUGAAGCGCUGAUUGCGAGGAAAUAUUCACGCAAAACCCAAAGUUCAUGCUGUGUGAGCGAUACGACGAUCAAUCACAACACACGAGGACAAGUCGUUGCGCACGCCCAAGACUGAGAAGAAGCACAAGCGGCGAUCGCGUAGAAAAGAUGGCUGCACGAGAAAACUCCACCUCUUCCCAAGACUCCCACUCCCACUCUCGCCAAGAGAGUGCAGGCAACAUCCGAGAAGUCGUAGACGCCGUCCUACGCGAAGAUGCAGAGAAAGACAAGCUCCUUCGUCCUCCGACUCCAGGUACUUCGCGCUCCAGAAGUGGAAGUGAAAGCCGGCCAGGAAGUUCUGCGAGCAGCCAGAGGAGAUUGAGUGGGAGUGUGUGGGAUAAUGAUCAAGAGAAAAAGAAUCGGGAUAAGGUGAAGAAGUUGUUUGGGCAUCGUUUGGUGCCUUUCGGGUGGAAAUGAACUUGAAGAUGGUGAAUGGGGUAUCCGGGUUGGAGUUGUGGGAUGUGGGCGGCUGAGAUUGUGAGCGGUUUGCUGUAUUAUUAAGAUUGGACAUAUUCAUGAGAUAUGAGAUUAUGAUUAAAAAGUGAUAGACGUGAAAAGGGGCGAUGUGACGAUGGAUGAUUA